UUGUUCGCCGUUGGUCGCAAAGUCCAAAUUAACGCUUUGGGAACGAAACCAAAAUCCAAUUUGGAUGCAUAGAUCUCUUUCGAUCGCGACGAAAUGGUUUCUUCGUCGAAGAGUUAAUCCUCCUCCUCCUCCUCUUUCCUUCUUCUGUUCACGACCUUUCUCUGGUUACCGAGAGAGAUUAGCAACUGCUUCCCUUCACUCUAUCAACUUCGACGAUGCUCUCUCUUUAUUCUGCGAGAUGCUUCACUCUCGCCCCCUCCCCACCAUCCUCGAUUUCACCAGAGUUUUAACCGCCAUCGCCAAGACGAACAAGCACCACGACGCCGUCGUCUACCUCUGCCGCAAGAUGGAAGCUCUGGGGAUCUCGCACGAUCUCUACACCUUCACCAUCCUGAUCCACUGUCUCUGCAGAUGCUCUCGCCUCUCUCUCGCUCUCUCCGUUCUCGCGAAGAUGACGAAACUCGGGAUCGAGCCCAGCGUCGUCACCCUCGGCUCCCUCCUCAACGGAUUCUGCCGCGGGAGUAAGCUUCGCGAGGCUCUCUCUCUCGUUGACACCAUGGGGUGUGAACCUAACGUCGUCGUUUACAACACCGUGAUCAACGGCCUUUGCAAGAACGGAGAGGCUGAUAAGGCUUUGGAGGUUUUAAGACUGAUUGAGAAGAAAGGAAUGAGAGGGGAUUCUGUCACUCUCGUUAAUGCUCUUUGUAGCUCCGGUAGAUGGAGCGAGGCGGCUCGGCUAGUGAGAGAUAUGAUCAAGAGGAGGAAGAUUGAUCCUAAUGUGAUCUUUUACAGCGGGAUGAUCCAUGUGUUUGUGAAAGAAGGGAAUCUCUUUGAGGCUGUAAACUUGUACAAGGAGAUGAUCUUGAGAUCUGUGGAUACUAACGUCUUCACUUACAAUUCACUCAUCAACGGGCUUUGCGUUGAUGGUCGGUUAGGUGAGGCCAAGCGAAUGUUUGAUUCGAUGCGCUGUUCUCCGGAUUUGGUGACGUAUAAUACUCUCAUAAAGGGGUUUUGCAAGUCUAAGAGAGUAGAGGAUGGGAUGAGACUCUUGUGUGAGAUGGCUCGUGAAGGAAUCGUUGGCGAUGCUUUCACUUACAACACUCUUAUCCACGGUUAUUGCCAAGCGGGGAAACUCAGUGUUGCGCUGAAGGUUUUCGGUCGGAUGGUUGAUUGUGGUGUGGCUCCUGAUGUUGUUACCUACAACGUUUUGUUGGAUUGUCUGUGUAGUAAGGGGAAGGUAGAGAACGCGAUGGUGAUGGUGGAGGAGAUGGAGAAGAGAGAAAUGUAUGUUGAUAUUGUCACGUAUAGUAUCAUCAUACGAGGGAUGUGUAGAAGUAAUAAGGUGAAAGAGGCUUGGUGUUUGUUUUGUAGCCUCGCUCUCAAAGGAGUGAAGCCUGAUGCUAUAGCGUAUAGAACAAUGAUAUCAGGAUUGUCUAGGGAAGGCCGGCGGCGUGAAGCUGAUAAGCUGUGUAGGAAAAUGAAAGAAGAUGGGAUUAUUAUGCCAAUUAAAUGCAUACAUAAUGAUGAGACACUUAGAGAUCACCACUACACAAGCUCAUCAUUGGCUGAACUCAUUAAAGUUAUCCAUGAGUAAAAGUUAGAAACAAAAUUAAGAAUGCAACAUCUGUUUUGUGUUGUACUUUUUUGUAUGCAAUUUUCUUAUGUGGUAACGUUUGCCAUCAAAUUGUUUGUGUGCCAAGGCGUUGGCCAACUCUUGAUUGUUGUAAAACUGAAACCAAAUAAAGCAGAGUGUAAGUAAGUUGUCAAAAAAUUUGAAUAACUCACUUCUUUGCUCUCAGCUCAAUGAAACACCGCUUGAUGUA
Molecule: messenger RNA, 1823 nt
Organism: Brassica rapa (field mustard)
Lineage: Eukaryota; Viridiplantae; Streptophyta; Magnoliopsida; Brassicales; Brassicaceae
Product: pentatricopeptide repeat-containing protein At1g64580
Molecular function (GO): protein binding
Source: RefSeq, a predicted model, not a curated record